Orussus abietinus is the source of this 10071-nucleotide messenger RNA. RefSeq lists its product as uncharacterized. Gene Ontology annotation, biological process: response to oxidative stress. Gene Ontology annotation, molecular function: heme binding; peroxidase activity. The record is from RefSeq and is a predicted model, not a curated record. The coding region runs from base 4858 to 9159 and encodes 1433 amino acids. The transcript has 18 exons. NCBI's taxonomy places the organism in Eukaryota, Metazoa, Arthropoda, Insecta, Hymenoptera, Orussidae.
AUGGCGUCGUGGCCGUUCGAACACGGCAACGAAUUCGAACAAGAAGCUCGGAUAAAUAUGCCGGAGGAAGGAAUUGCCGAGAUUUUAGAAUUCCCGCGUCCCUUUCAUUCGAGCGAAAAGUCAAGUCGACAAGAGUCAGGAGCACGUGACGGUUUAAUAGCGAAACGCAGCGGAAUGGCGGUUGCGUUAGGCUGGGUGCGCAGCGAGAGACGGUCACGAGUGUUUGAAAUUUACACGAGGAGGCCGUGACCCACCUAUGGAAUAGUUCGCCAUGUCGUCGAUUCUGUCAUUGCGCGUCCUUAUUAAAACCUACUUCGAGCCGAUCCUUCGAUGACGACAGAGUCCUCACCUGCGGAGUCGGAAAGUCUGCGCAAAUCAAAAAACCCACUGAAACGGAUAAAGCCAACCUGAUGCGUCCCGAAGCGACGUGGAGGACAAAACGGGGAUGAGGAGGAAAAGGAGUGCUUUCGAAGAAGAGACCGAUCGCGCCGAUUAAACUCGCAUAGUCGCGAAGAUGCGCAUCAUUAGCGGGCAUUUAAAGUUCAGCUACAUGGAACUCGUUAUCGUGGGUGUUCUAUCGUGUUAUGUUAAUGCGAGGCACCGUGUACAACGAGAGUAUUACACAAUUGGAGGCGCGCAGAGGGUGAGAGAAAAACGAGGGCCGAUGUCCGAAAACCUGAAAAGGGUGUCACGACGCAGAGAAAUGUUCCUCUUGGUACACUUCGUAUCUAAAGCAUUUCCGAUAGGCGGCGUGGCAAGAGCGGGUAAUAGUGGUAAUAACAGCAGUGGUUGCAAUAACGUGACGUUAUGUUCGAGAAGCGCAUUACACAACUACGAAAGGCGCAAAGAAACAAAACGGCGAAAAGAUUUCAGGUGCUGGCUAUAUCCUGGCCUUUCCAGGAGUAUCUUUCGGUUGCACAAUCCGAACACGUCACGUAGUUUUGUAGAACUCACGUGCUAAUGAAGAAGCGUGCCACCUCGCAUAUUCAAUUACGCAUGUGCGCGUUCGAAUUAGAGUCUUCUGCGAGGAUUGCACCGACGCGUGUGAUAAUGCAGAAGGCCCGGCUCGUUGCGCUCAGAAGAACUAACGCGAGGCAGUUAUUAUGAAACAAGGAUGUGUCUGAGCGGAAAGCGGGUCAGUGCACGGCUCGUUUAUCUCUCUGCUUGUUCCUGGAUCGUUUCUCUUCUUUCCCGGUCUCAUUCUCGCUCUUUGGCAUCCUAUAUACGUGCAUCUUUCUCUUUUUCCAGAGGACCAAUCGGCGAUUGCGUGCACGCGUUUCGGGGCACCGCCGCCAGGUGGCAGCGUCGCCGAGGGGUUCCCUUAUCGCUGAUAAGACGAAUCCCUGUGCGGAUUGAGAGCGAGUAAUCGUUUAUCCAUAAGUCCUCUUAAUCGAAAAAUAAAUAUUUCUAGAAUCGAUGUGCCGAAUUUUGGCGUCAAGUAUUCGGUGCUUUGAAAUGUAUUUGGCGCGGCACUCUACCGAGUUUCCUGACCGAGGACUUUUUCCACUUUUCAGGGAACUCCUUUCCCGGAACUCUCUCUCCCGCGUUCGUCGGAAAAAUCGGGAGAGAGGAGCGCUGCUCCCUCCAGCCGAAGGUACGACGUCCUUGCAAGUCACGGGACUCGAACUCCGGGCAUCUAUCCUUGACUGUACAGAAUGCAAACCGACCGGAUAAAUAUUGGUCCUCCGCUCCCAGGGGCCUCAUACAAACAUCCACGGGAAAGCGCGCGAUCCCGUGACAUUAGACGACAUAUGUAGACGUGGAAUGCGCCUCCAUUUUAAGAUUAUUUUCACCGCUAUUAACACUUUCCUUUUUUUCCAGCCGAGCUCGACUAGACCGCAGACCGCAGGUCCUACGUCGGACGGAAGAAAAACGAAAGGAAAAGCGGUUCAGCGGAACAGGAAAGACGAACGUUAAUCCGCUAGACGCGAUUACGCAAUCCCGGGAGCCGGGGAAGAAGGAACGCCCGGAGCCUUGGCAUAUGGAGAUCCACCCGAAAAGGAGGAUUCGUCGAGUUUGAGCCGAACAAUUUUAUGAACGUUCGUCCGCUAAUAUUUGCCAUGGGGCAAUACAUUCUCACGGCCUCUCCUCUUCGCCGGUUUGGUCUCACUUCCCCGCCGAGCGAGAGGUUAGGAUCCUCUCCUCCAGGGGCAGCACCUGCGAAAUUAGAAGGAAGGACACCAGGUUUCCCAGGAAUAUCGAUAAACUGCCGAAUUAACUCAAACCGGAGCAAAAUAUUCGACGCCUCCCUUUCCCAGAAAAAGAAAAGGACUCUUCGGUUCCCGGUUACCAAGGAGUAUCGCUGAUCUGCCGAAUCGACUUCAGUUCGAAUGAAAAUAUUCGACUCGACGCAUCCCUUCCCAGGAGUGCCUUCAGGAUUGCCGGAAUUGCGCACGCUCCUCCAUUCCGCGGCCGCGUGUAUAACCUAUAACUAUAAUAACCAGGCAGUGGUAAUCCAGCGAGGUUGUUUGUGCCAUCAGCGAGAAAGAAAGAAGAGUCUCGAAGCCGACUCUUCCGUCUUCCUCGGACACUUUCACUAGAGUCCCGUGACUCGGGCCCCGCUUUGCCGCGCGUCCCUCUCACGUGGUUUGUGCCCCACCCCUCCCCGCGCCGCCCUAUCACGUGUUGCGUCCAACGCCAGCGCCGCCGCGGCGAAACUAUCGUCCAAUCGCGCCACGUGAUUCGGCCUCCGCGCGGGUCAUCUUCAUUCCUGCUGGUCCCGGCACCCGAGGAAUGAGGAAAAAUAGCGGCGGGGCCGAUUUCAAGAUCACGAGACGAGGAACUUGCCUUCGAGGUUUCGGAUUCCGCCGGGUAAAAAGAAGCUCCGGCUUCUCUUGGCCCUCCGGGCAUUAAUGGCAGAGGAAACUCCGGAGGAGCUCCGCGAGAUCUAUGACGUCGCACGUGUCGAGCUCCGGCUUCUACUCUGGCCAGGACUUGAUUACCUCCCCGGCGUCAAUUUAUAUUUUUUGGCAGGCACGAACACAAGUUUAUGAAUAGUUUAUUAUACAUCAGGUACCGCAAGUACGCAAGUUCUCGAGCUCGUUUUUUACGUUACGUUUACGUUACUACCACCAGGCUGCACCAUGUACACGAGGAAGCCAUUCAUGACCGCCAGUGUACAUACAUAGAGGCUACAUGUAUCGGCCAUCCAAGGAUCUCGUCUGGUUGUCCUGACGGACCUUGCGCGAAGGACUCUUCGGCUUCUCCGAAGUGCUCCUCCGUCGGGAUUCCUGGAGACCGGUCCUCGAGUUCUGCAAUGACUUUCUUGGUUCUGGGAAGUGCAACUUUUACUCAAGGAUGAGUGCUCGCCGGCACGUUACCGUUUCGUGGCCGGCGCGUCCGUUUGGUAUUCGGACUCUUCGGGUACCGUAAUGGCCGCAUCCUUGACCCUCAUUGUGAAACCGUGUACGAUGGCUCCGUUGCGACAGUUUUCCAUGUUUUUUUUUUCUUUCGCCCAGAAGCUUUCUAAGAAGGCGUUCUGCGUCCCUGGAAAUAAGGCACCUCGACAUCUAAUUGCCGUUUAGGCCGGUGAAAUCUAUGAAAGCAGCGGGUUAAAAAUAGGAGAAACGUCAAAUCGACCUUCUCGUCAGCGACGACGCGGAAUUUACGCGAUCUUUUCUUCACCCACUCCACGGAAUCCGGGAACGCAGGAGGAAAGAAAUCACGGUGGGCCUAAAAAAGGAGUCCUCGCAAGAAGUUUCCACAAUCGGAAUAAUUCUUAGCCGGAUGCGGAGGGCGAUGGAAUCCGGCGAUCGGUUAAAAUUAAACAUGAGGACACCUGUCGGCCAUUCCAACUGCCCAUGAUUAGGGCAAUGGGGGAGCCAUUCAACGAUUCCUAUUUAAUUACCCUCGUAAUUAUCACCGAUAUCAAUGGCAGAAUCUGAAGGAUUUUCGGAGAAGACGACCCCUUUCUGUGGACUUUCCAGGAAAGACACAUCUAAAAUCUAAAAUCGAGGAUCCUGGGACCCGAUUCUACGAGGAGCGACUCCACGUUGACCCCUCCGGUGGGAUUGUGUCAUCGAAUGCAUAAUACCGGCUUCAUUACACAAUAGGAAGAUCCGUUGCGAGAAACGAGGAAACGAGGAUUCCGUGACUCGCUAUCGGACAUCGACAUCGACUCUCGACUUCGACAGGAUAAGGCAGAGGCUUCGAACCUCCUGAAGUAGCGCAAUAAGUUCCCAGUCAGAAGAAACGUGCCGAUCGGUGCGGGUCAUCGCGUCAAAGAGGCCUUAUCCGACUCACCCUGGUCCACCCACGACGAGGACGUUCCUUGGAGAGGCACGAGACCCACGGCGAGGAAGAUAAGGAUGUAGAGAAAGACCUCAGCCGAGAGAGAAGGAGAGAGGCGAGGAGGUAGGAGAAUCGAUCCGGUCGGAGUAGGGUCGCCAGCUCGCAGGAGGGAGAGGUCUUUUAACCAUAGGAGAAGGUGUCCGCCGCGGUAAAUACGGAUCGCCUCGGUCCCGAGGAGCACUCCAAGUCCUAACCGGCGACGGACCGUUCAGGAACCCGCGACGGGGUCUUCGAGUCGGUCCCACCGGAUCUCGGAUCCUCUGAGAGCCUCCUCGUCCUCGAGGAAUCCUCGCGAAUCGCCAGCCGCGAGAUCUGGUGCAGUCGAUCCGUGUCGACCCUCAAGGGGACACCUCCGAUUUCUCAUUUUUCGCCACCUUUGGCUCACCCGGGACGCUUGCACGACCUCCACGUCCCGCUGAUCGCUUUCGACCUCUCACGCGGGAAGAAGGAGAAAGGGCCCGGAGAAAGAGAGAGAGACACCGGCUCCAUCGAUGUGCUCGGCGUGAUACCAGGGAUUUGGGAGAGGGAGAGAGAAAGUAGUGACAAGAGGAGAGAGGAACUUCGACGAUGAGGAGGAUCGCUUUCGCACGAACCAGCCUAGGACUGCUGUCUGCAGUUUUUGCCCUGAGCUGCGCACUUUCUCCGGCGGUUCACCAGUUCGACCUUUCCGAGUACGUCUACGGGGUGGACGAGGACCUGCAGGCGAGAGCACGCGUCGCGGUCGAAGCGGAGCGGCGGGCGUACCAGUCCUGGCCCAGAGAUGUAGCCGCGUCGGGGAACGCGGAGUGCAGGACGAGGGCAGAAAGUGCAUGUCCACCUAGCAAGUUUAGAACUCCCUCCGGAGCUUGCAACAACGUGAGGCAUCCUGCAUGGGGUGCAAGAGGGUCGCCAUAUUUGAGGAUAUUGCCGCCAUCUUACGCAGACGGGAUAUCCAGCCCGCGGCGGUCCUCGGGGAGCCACGAGUUGCCCGCGGCCUCGGAGGUGGUGUCCAGGAUCAGGACGGGAAGAGAGUCCCCCAGGUCCCACGAGGGCCUGACCAGCCUCUCGGGGAUUUGGUCGGAGCUGAUCCUGCGGGACAUCUCGUCCAGCAUCCACCCAGGUCACCUCGGCCAUGAGAGAUCUCGGGACCCCAGGAGUUCAGGAUGCUGCACGAGUUCCAGGAGACACCCCGAGUGCUUCGAGAGUCGGGGUCCAGAGGGAAAGUGCAAACCUUACUGGAGAUCGGUGCCCACCCUGAGCGCCCACAGCUGCGAGUUCGUCUCCAGGGAGCAGAUGAACGGCGCUUCGGGAUAUCUAGACGGGUCCGACAUCUACGGGAACAACGACGACAGGCUGCACCGCAUCCGGAGGUACAGCCACGGGAAGGUGGACCCGAACGGCUGCGAGGUCUGCAACGGGAUGUCGAACUCUUCGGCACUGGGGAGAAUUUACCACGCGUUGCUGAAGGAGCACAACAGAGUGGCCGACAAGCUGGCCGAGGGCAACGAGCACUGGGACGACUCCAGGAUAUUCCUGGAGGCGAGGAGAGCGGUGGUCGCCCAGAUACAGCACGUCACCUUCAACGAGUUCCUGCCCAGCGUCCUAGGAGAAGCCGCCCUGGUGGACCCGAAGCUGAGGCUGGCCAGGAGCGGCUUCUACAACGGGUACUCCAGCACCAACAGAGGAGGAGCCAUCGACGCCGCGGCGUUGGCGGCUCUCCAGGUCCUGACCUCGUUGAGGUCCAGCGGUUCCAAGGACCCGGAGAAACUGGAGUCGCACGUGAUGGCCUCCGCCAGGAGCGUGAACCUGGGGAUCCACAGGGAGGAGUCCUUGCGCUUCAAUAAUCUGGGCCAGUGGGACUUCACGGAGCUCCUGAUUCACGUGGGCAGGGACCACGGGUUGCCAGGAUACGUCGACUUCCUGGGGCACUGCUCCGGGAUCCAUGCGAUCAAUUUCACGGAUCUGCACGAGAUGAUGAGGAGCGAGGACGUGGCCAGUUUGUCCAGGAUUUACCACUCGGUGCAGGACGUGGACCUGUUGAUAGGAGGUGCAUUAGAGGUGCCCAGAGAAGGAGCAGUGGUGGGACCGACCUUUGCUUGCCUCCUGAAGGAGCAGUUCGCGAAGCUGAGGAACUCGGACCGCUUCUGGUACGAGAACGACAUCCCUCCUUCGGGGCUCUCCUCGUCCCAGCUGGCGGAGGUGAGGAAGGUGUCCCUGGCCGGCAUCCUGUGCGCCAACGCGGGUAUUCGCAGGAUCCAGCCCAGGUCCUUCAUCCAGGAGGACCCGUACCUGAACGCGAAGAUUAGCUGCGACCAGCACGGAGUCCUGGACCUGGUAGCCUGGACGGAAGAGCCCAUCCCGAUGCCCAUCGUGGACAACUCCAUGAAUCCCACGGUGGUCUCAGAGCUGAUCGCCCACCUGAACCCCGAGGUGAUCGCAGCCGCCGUGAAGAAGGCCGAAGAGGACCUGGUCGAGCGGAAGCAGCUGGAGUACAACGCCUGGCGGGAGCAGAGAAUAGCGGAUCCUAAAUCCCCGGCAGGCACCGCCGCCAGUUUCUCCAAGGCCAACAAGGACGCUCUCCUCCUGGCGAACUCCUCCAUCCUGUACGAGCUGGCCACCAACGAGAUCGUGAACGGUCCUCAUGGUCUGCGAAGAAGGAAGCGUCAGGUCUUCGAGAGCGCCGACAACGUCCUCGGGUUCCCCAGCAACGACUUCUCCGACUUGCUGCAGAGCGUCGACAUUUCAGGGUUCCUUCCGAACAACAAAGCGACGAACCACGACGAGGUCGACUGUCCAACGGAGGAUGGUCCCUGCGACCCGACGACGCCUUACAGGACCCUUUCCGGGCACUGCAACAACCUGAGGAACCCGAGUCUAGGCAGGUCCUUGACCACUUUCGCCAGACUACUGCCCCCAGUCUACGAGGACGGGGUCUCCAAGCCUCGGACGACCUCGGUCACGGGGAUCCCUCUUCCCAACCCCAGGGUGAUCUCAACCGUGAUCCAUCCGGACAUCUCGAACCUCCACAACCGGUACACCCUGAUGGUGAUGCAGUUUGCCCAGUUCCUGGACCACGACCUGACGAUGACGCCGAUCCACAAGGGCUUCGCCGAGUCGAUCCCCAGCUGCAGGUCCUGCGACUCUCCGAGGACGGUGCAUCCCGAGUGCAAUCCAUUUCCGGUACCAGCAGGGGACCACUUUUAUCCCACGGUGAACGUCAGCUCCGGGAGCCGCAUGUGCUUCCCGUCGAUGAGGUCGCUGCCAGGUCAGCAGCACCUGGGCCCCAGGGAGCAGGUGAACCAGAACACGGGAUUCCUGGAUGCGUCGGUGGUCUACGGUGAGAAUCCCUGCGUCUGCAACCUCCUGAGGGGAUUUAACGGGCGAAUGAACGUGACGUCUCACCCGAAUCGUGGCAAGGACCUCCUUCCGCAGUCGGCGACCCAUCCCGAGUGUAAGGCCAGGUCCAAGUUCUGCUUCAUAGGAGGGGACGGCCGGGUCUCGGAGCAGCCAGCCCUGGCGAUGAUGCACACCAUGUGGAUCCGGGAGCACAACCGCAUAAUGGAGGGCCUCCGCCAGGCGAAUCCCCACUGGGACACGGAGAAGCUGUUCCACCAGACGAGACGCAUCAUCAGCGCGAUGAUGCAGCACAUCACUUACAACGAGUUCCUCCCCAGGAUCCUCGGCUGGAACGCCGUUAGUUUGUACGGUCUGAAGCUGCUUCCCCAGGGCUACUACAAGGAGUACUCGCCGACCUGCAACCCGAGCGUCCUCAACGAGUUCGCCACCGCGGCGUACAGGAUAGGUCACUCGUUGUUGCGUCCUCACCUGCCCAGGAUGGACCGGAACUAUCAGCCGGUGGACCCUCCGAUCCUCCUCAGGGACGGCUUCUUCAAUCCGGACAUGCUGUACCAGCAGGGCAUGAUCGACGAGAUGAUCCGCGGCCUCGUGGCCACUCCCAUGGAGACCCUGGACCAGUUCAUCACCGGGGAAGUGACCAACCACCUCUUCGAGAACCUGAGGAUCCCGCACUCCGGGGUCGACCUGAUCGCCCUGAAUAUCCACCGCGCCAGGGACCACGGGAUCCCCUCUUACAACAAUUACAGGGCGCUCUGUAACCUGAAGAGGGCCACCACCUUCGAGGAUCUGUCCAGGGAGAUGGCCCCGGAGGUGAUCGCCAGGAUGAAGCGCAUCUACGCUUCCGUUGACGACAUCGACCUCUUCCCUGGAGGGAUGAGCGAGAGGCCUCUUCAGGGUGGCCUCGUCGGGCCGACGUUCGCUUGCAUCAUCGCCAUCCAGUUCAGGCAGUCCAGGAAGUGCGACAGGUUCUGGUACGAGACCGACGACCCCAACAUCAGGUUCACCGAGCAUCAGCUCGCCGAGGUCCGGAAGACCACCCUGUCGAAGGUCAUGUGCGAGAACAUGGACAACCAGGGCGAGAUGCAGCGGGCCGCGUUCGAUCUGCCGAAUAAUUUCUUGAAUCCCAGGGUCCCUUGCUCCUCCAUGCCUCACAUGGACUUCUCGGCGUGGAGGGAGACCAGGCACGGCUGCCAAAUCGGAGGUCGUAACGUCGCGGUCGGAGAAUCCGGAUUUCCCACGCCUUGCACCAGCUGCGUGUGCACCGCCGAAGGGACCCAGUGCGCCUCCCUAAGGGUGACGGACUGCAAUCAGCUCCUGAGGGAGGCGUCGAGAGAGGCGAUCCUCCGGGACGACGUCUGCACGGCCCAGUGCGGUUUCGUCCUGGCGACCUCCGAGUCCACUUCCAGGCUCCAGUUCACGACCCCCAGCAGUUUCCCCGGUUUCCACCACGCCAGGAACAACCUGAGAAGCUCGCCGACGCCGGCGUCGUUCAACGGCUUCAAGUUGCCGGACCUCUCGCAGUUCAUCGGCUGAGCGCCGCGAAAAAAAAGGGAUAUCGCGAGAGGCCAGGAAAACGGGGAGACGAGAAAUUUCCAUCCCGAGGGGAGAUAACGAGGACUUAAUUCCACCGCGCGAAAAAAAAAGACCUCGAUUUUCCACUUCCCGGCAGAUCGCCGAGUGAUCGAUCCGAGCCAGGAUCCAAGAUCCUUGGUCCUCCUCGAAACUGUACAGAAGGUGGAAUUUUUUUUUUAUUCGACGAGAAUUGGGAGUGCCAGAGACGAGUUCCGAUUCGGAACGCGCUGCCGAUACUGUAACUCUCUUCGACAACCGUAAUACCGGAGAACAUCAUCGAUCGAGUCGUUCGGGAUGAAUUUUCGGAUUUUAAGCAUCAUUCGAAUAAAAUCCGGGAUUUCAUGCCGAGCGACCCAAUGCGUGCACGGUACACUGGUAAACAUGAAUGUCUUCUCGCGUUACACUGGCAGUAGGGUAUACCACGUGUCCAGAAGGCAGGCAUUAACGUUUAUCGGUGUACUUUGCGGAGUCUCCCUGGAAUCCUUCGAAUCCCGGAUUUUAAGCGGCGCUCCCGUUCUCCAUCUCCCACUUUCCGUUUCCAUUGAGCACUAGGCGUUGCAGUAUUAUCGGUGGGUUUCGAAAUACGGCCUGAGGAGUACCUGUUGGAAUGUAAAUAUAGGAAGUAAGCUCGACUCAUGUACUGGGUGUCCGGCAACCAUCGCGCGGCAUUUACACAUAGGGAGUGCACGGGAUAAUCCCGACAUUUUCGAGAAAUCCGUAAUCGUUUCUUUUCUCUGCCUUUUUUUUUAUCCUCUACUUCUUAAGUUAAUGUUAAGACUAACGAAAGCUGCCGAUCGUAAUUUUCUGGAGGUCUCCCAUGUAACGGAGGAUACCUCUCUCGGUAUAUAUAUAUAGAUAUAUUUAUUACUCGCG